Messenger RNA from Leptosia nina, 354 nucleotides. The record is from the annotation of a GenBank genome assembly. NCBI's taxonomy places the organism in Eukaryota, Metazoa, Arthropoda, Insecta, Lepidoptera, Pieridae.
AUGAAAGGCAAAGGGAAAGGUGCGAAGUUGAAAAACAUGGACAAGCUUAUCGCGGCGGUACAGGCCAGGGAGUGUCUCUGGGACCGCACUUAUAGAGGGCACAGGAACCGCUUCAAGCUGGAGAGAUAUUGGAACGAGGUGGCCGCGGAAGUCGGCACGACUAGUUUAAACUGCAGAAAGAAAUGGAAGAAUUUAAAAGAUCAAUGCCGGAAGGAAAUAAAGAAAAAUCCGCAUGCGUCCGACUGGCCACACUUUCCGAAGCUCAAGUUUAUCCACAACCAGUUCACGUUCGACGAAGAGGAAGAAGAAGAUACCGCCGGAAGAAGUCUACAACUCCUUAGACGAAUCCAUUAA